AGUCACACGCUUUCUGUGAUUCACUUUGUGUGGGUCUGUUUUAAAAUAGAAUGUAGCUUUUAUUCAAAGAGACUUAGUAAUUCAAUCACAAGAUGUUGUUAUGGCUAUAUGCACUAUGGGUUCGACGAUUUUCCGUUUUUGUAGCCUAUACUCGAGCGGAUGUAUUUUGCUUUCGCUUGGAGACUUAACUAUAGGCUAAUGCAGCAGGCUAUUUCAUUUGGUCAAAGAAAUAUUGAUCAUUGUGAUUUUAUGUGGAUAAAUCGGUCGUGUAUUUAAUAGCCGACAUUUAUAACACUGAUUAUCACAUUCUGAGGACGUUUUUCGUGAGGAAGAAAGUAUCUAUAGCAACAGAGAAAAAGAUGGGACGCUGGUUUGUGCUGAUCACUCUCUGCGUUUUGCUCGUUGAUGGUGUGUUUUGUGAUGAAAUGAUGACAGUGUCAGUGAUGGAUGGAGAUUCUGUUACUCUACACACUGGCGUUACCAAAAAACAACAUGAUAAGAUGCUGUGGUAUUUCAACGACACUCGUAUAGCUCUGAUCAACGGACAUCCCGACACGAGCUGCUUAUAUGAUGGAGAAGACGGGAGAUUCAGAGGCAGAGUUGAGGUGGACUAUGAGACCGGAUCUCUGACCAUCACCAACAUCAGAUCUGAACACACUGGACGUUAUGAAGCAGAACUGAUAAGGAGUGAAAGUUUAGGCAAAAGGCAAAGUUUAAACAGAAACCGCAAGUGUGACAGCACAAAAAUCACCAAAAAGUUUAGCAGCUCUCAUGAUGACACUAUAAAAACAUUCAGCGUGAUCAUCAGUGCUUCUUUGUCGGAUCAAGACGAAACUGAUGAAGAACCCCAUUUGGAGAAGCGGGAGUUGAACCUGAAUCCAGGUGUGUUUCCAGCUGUUGUCGCAGGAGUAAGUGCUGCUGUUCUGCUGCUGGGGUCUGCGGCUGCUGGAGUGAUUCACUAUCACCGCUCUAGAAAGGCAGACGGAGAGAAAAUCAAAAGACCUUACAAAGAACUGGAAAAAGAUGAGAAUAGAAAUACAGAUUGUGAGAUUUGACGGUGUAAAGCAGCCACUACAGCAUUAUUACUAAAUACAAUAUUAUUGAUCCGUGUUGUAUUAUUUUCAUGUUAUCACUG
Molecule: messenger RNA, 1135 nt
Organism: Pimephales promelas (fathead minnow)
Lineage: Eukaryota; Metazoa; Chordata; Actinopteri; Cypriniformes; Leuciscidae
Source: RefSeq, a predicted model, not a curated record